UUAUAUCUUCGAUUAAUGAGCCACUUUGUAUAUAAAUAUAUAAUCUUGCACACAUUAAGGUUAUACUCACCAUCACCUUUUGUAUCAUUGCUCUCUUUGUUCUCCCUUUUCGUGUCUCUUCAAGUAACAAGACUUUAAAAAGUCUCUUUUCCGUUAUAGCAAAAGAUGAUGCUCGCCGUGGAAGAUGUUUUGAGUGAACUUGCCGGAGAAGAAAGAAACGACAGAGGAUUGCCACCUGGCUUCCGCUUUCACCCGACAGACGAAGAGCUCAUAACUUUCUACUUAGCUUCCAAAGUCUUCCAUGGAGGUCUCCGCGGCAUUCAAAUCGCCGAAGUUGAUCUUAAUCGCUGCGAACCUUGGGAACUUCCUGAAAUGGCGAAGAUGGGAGAGAAAGAGUGGUACUUUUAUAGUCUAAGGGAUAGGAAAUAUCCAACGGGGCUAAGGACGAAUAGAGCCACUACGGCUGGAUAUUGGAAGGCUACCGGAAAAGACAAGGAGGUCUUUGCCGGCGGCGGCGGGGGCGGUGGAGGAGGAGGAGGAGCGCUUGUUGGGAUGAAGAAGACGCUUGUGUUCUACAAGGGAAGGGCUCCACGUGGCCUGAAGACUAAGUGGGUCAUGCAUGAGUAUCGCCUCGAAACCGACCUUUCACACCGCCACACGUGCAAGGAGGAAUGGGUUAUUUGCAGAGUGUUCAAUAAAACAGGAGAUAGAAAAAAUGUUGGAAUCCAUAACCAAAUCAGCUACCUCCAUAACCAUUCACUCUCCACAACAAAUCAUCAUAACCAUUAUCAUCAUCUUGAAACCUUGCCUCCUCUUCUAGAACCUUCCAAAACCCUAACUAACUUCCCAUCAGUACACUACGAUGAUACCCAUCAAAAUUACAACAACACCCUUCUCCAUGGAUCAUUAGGCCACAACGUCGACGAGCUUAAAGCCCUAAUCAACCCAGUCGUGUCUCAGCUCAACGGAAUCAUCUUCUCUCCGGGAAACAACAACGAAGAAGACGACAACUUCGGCGUCAAGACGGAGCAAUAUUCGAGCGGUGGUAAUAACGAUCUUGACGUACGAGACUACUUGGAGAAUCCUCUUUUUCAAGAAGCUAGUUACGGUCUAAUGGGUUUUUCGUCUUCUCCUGGAUCUCUUCACAUGCUAUUAGAUUCUCCAUAUGUCCUUUAGUUUCUCCAGCUGUAGAAUCUUGGUUCUUGGAUUAUAUAUUUGGCUUUUCUUUUUUUUCACCUUUUGUAAAAUACAAAUUAAUAUAACAAUUAUUAUUCCUAAGAUCCAAAGAUCUUCUGUAGAUUAGGG
This is a messenger RNA of Thlaspi arvense, 1305 nucleotides long. The record is from the annotation of a GenBank genome assembly. NCBI's taxonomy places the organism in Eukaryota, Viridiplantae, Streptophyta, Magnoliopsida, Brassicales, Brassicaceae.